AUGGCCAACAUGCUCAAGGGCCUGUGGCCUGCGGGUCCUGCCGAUCAGACCACGCCAAAGGCUAGCAGCUCUGGCGGCGCAGAGCGCAACCCCUUUGACGCUCUGGCGCCUCCCUCUCAGCCGGCGUCGAUGCAUCGAUCGCCGUCCAAGUCCUCGCUCCACAGCCGCAAUGAGAGCAACAACUCGCUUCACAACUCGGGUGACCUCACCCCUGGCGGCUUCCGCACGCCGGGCGGCGUCACAUCCCACGCCAGCAUCCCAACCACCUCGCUCUCGACGACAGACCCGGACUUCACGAUGAAGCUGCCGCCGCCAAAGAACAAGACGUCUAUGGCCGCUCCGGGACCCACUCCGCUCUCUGGCACCGCCACGCCGCCGUCCUCAUCGAGCAGCGGCAGCAGCAGCACCACGACGCGGAACACGGCUGCGCCUCGAGGGCACCUAACCAUCAAGGUCGUGGCGGGACGCAACCUGGCCACCAGCUCGCCCGAGGCGCGCCCGUACGCGGUGGUCUCGUUCGACAAGAACGAGUUUAUCGGCCGCGAACCUAUCGACGAGUCGGGCGAGGCGGCCAAGGGCGUAGCCGUGCCACGGACCGAGGCGGGCGAGAGCGGCCGCACGCGGGCAAAGACAGUCACGCCGGCCGACGCCCUGUCGCGGACGGGGCAAAACCACAACCCGGUUUGGAAGCACGAGGUGACCUUUGACGUCACACAGGAGCAGCAGCCCAUCUAUAUCAGCGUCUACGACCGCCACGCCGAGGACGAGGGCUUCCUGGGCAUGCGCGAGAUCCGGGCGCGCUUUGUCCACAAGAUGAUGAGCGACCAGUGGUACCAGCUCGUGGCGCGCGAGGACGAGGACGGCGUCGAGCACUACCGCGGCGAGGUCCGCAUCCAGAUCUCCUACGAGAAGCUCGCCGCCAAGAAGCUGACGCCCAACGACUUCGAGUACCUCAAACUCAUCGGAAAGGGCACCUUUGGCCGCGUCUUCCAGGUGCGCAAGAAGGACACCCGUCGCAUCUACGCGAUGAAGGUGCUCUCGAAGCGCGAGAUUGCGCAGAAGAAGGAGGUCACCCACACCAUGGGCGAGCGCAAGAUUCUGGAAAAGUCGCUCGACUGCCCCUUCCUGGUGGGCCUCAAGUUCUCGUUCCAGAGCGCCACCGAGCUCUACUUUGUCACCGACUACAAGUCCGGCGGCGAGCUCUUCUGGCACCUGCAACGCGAGGGGCGGUUCACCGAGGAGCGGGCGCGCUUCUACAUCGCCGAGCUGGUCCUGGCGCUCGAGCACCUGCACAAGUACAACAUCGUCUACCGCGACCUCAAGCCUGAAAACAUCUUGCUCGACGCCACCGGGCACGUGGCCUUGUGCGACUUUGGACUCAGCAAGCCUGACCUCGGCGCGGGGCAGCUGACCAACACGUUCUGCGGCACGACCGAAUAUCUCGCGCCCGAGGUGCUCCUCGACGAGUCGGGCUACUCCAAGCUGGUCGACUUCUGGUCGCUCGGAGUGCUGCUGUUUGAGAUGUGCUGCGGCUGGAGCCCGUUCUACGCAGAAGACACGCAGCAGAUGUACCGCAACAUCUGCUUUGGCAAGAUCAAGUUCCCUCGCGGCGCGAUUGGCGACGACGGCAAGCAGUUUGUCAAGGGGCUCCUCAACCGCAACCCCAAGCACCGCCUUGGUGCGCAGCGCGACGCGCAGGAUCUCAAGGAGCACCCUUUCUUCAAGGACAUUGACUUUGACGCGCUAUCCAAGAAGCAGCUCACACCUCCCUUCAAGCCGCUGGUCGAGUCUGACGAGAGCGUGGCCAACUUUGACCCCGAGUUCACCGAGACGGAUCUGCGCGAGAUGACCAUCAUCCCCGGGUUCGAGGGCAACGCUUCGGACGCGACGUCGGCGCUCAACAACGGCGUGCUGCUGGCCGACGGAAAGGCCGGUGGCGCCGGUGGCGGCGGCGGCGGCGCGGGCAAGGGCAUGGCCAUCAACAGCCAGCGCUCCGGCGGCCUGGACGACGAGGGCGAUGACGGCCCGCUGACAAAGAGCGUGCAGGACAAGUUUCGCGGGUUCAGCUACAGCGGGACGUACGAGGGAAGCACGUCGGGCAGCUUUGGCGGCCGGCGCGGCAGCGGCGGGUUCGGCCUGGCGGGCGCGAGCCUGGGAAUGAGCCGAAUGGAGGUGACGGAUGCCGCCACCCGUGCGUCCAGCACGGCUGCCGCCGACGUCGACGACGACGACGAAGACGCAUGGGACGACGACGAGACCAUGGACCGGUAG
Messenger RNA from Pseudozyma flocculosa PF-1, 2271 nucleotides. RefSeq lists its product as uncharacterized. The transcript is spliced from 5 exons. Gene Ontology annotation, biological process: protein phosphorylation. Gene Ontology annotation, molecular function: protein serine/threonine kinase activity; ATP binding. NCBI's taxonomy places the organism in Eukaryota, Fungi, Basidiomycota, Ustilaginomycetes, Ustilaginales, Ustilaginaceae. The record is from RefSeq and is a predicted model, not a curated record. The coding region runs from base 1 to 2271 and encodes 756 amino acids.